This is a messenger RNA of Magallana angulata, 480 nucleotides long. RefSeq names its product histone H2A-like. Gene Ontology annotation, cellular component: nucleosome. The transcript has a single exon. The record is from RefSeq and is a predicted model, not a curated record. Gene Ontology annotation, molecular function: DNA binding; protein heterodimerization activity; structural constituent of chromatin. The coding region runs from base 37 to 417 and encodes 126 amino acids. Lineage: Eukaryota; Metazoa; Mollusca; Bivalvia; Ostreida; Ostreidae.
AUAUCAUUUUGUCAGCACCCAACCUACAACUUGAAAAUGUCUGGACGUGGUAAAGGAGGUAAAGUGAAGGGAAAGGCAAAGAGCCGAUCAUCCCGUGCCGGACUUCAGUUCCCCGUGGGUCGUAUCCACCGUCUGCUGAGGAAGGGCAACUACGCCGAGAGAGUCGGAGCCGGUGCCCCUGUGUACCUGGCCGCCGUUCUUGAGUACUUGGCCGCUGAAGUGUUGGAGUUGGCAGGCAACGCAGCCCGUGACAACAAAAAGACCAGAAUCAUCCCCCGUCACCUGCAGCUGGCCAUCCGCAACGACGAGGAGUUGAACAAACUUCUGUCCGGCGUGACCAUCGCCCAGGGUGGUGUUCUGCCCAACAUCCAGGCCGUGCUCCUCCCCAAGAAGACCCAGAAGCCCGCCGCCAAGUAAAAAGUCAGCUCUGCCGACUUUUUUGUCUAUACCAAACGGCCGUUUUCACGGCCACCCAUAUUU